Cylas formicarius (sweet potato weevil) is the source of this 2680-nucleotide messenger RNA. RefSeq names its product mediator of RNA polymerase II transcription subunit 25 (gene MED25). The coding region runs from base 133 to 2625 and encodes 830 amino acids. NCBI's taxonomy places the organism in Eukaryota, Metazoa, Arthropoda, Insecta, Coleoptera, Brentidae. The transcript is spliced from 12 exons. Gene Ontology annotation, biological process: positive regulation of transcription by RNA polymerase II. Gene Ontology annotation, cellular component: transcription regulator complex; mediator complex. The record is from RefSeq and is a predicted model, not a curated record.
UCAAGAUAGAACGAAACAAUCAAAUUUACCAAUCUAUUAUCUAUAAAGUUGAGGUUUUGUUUUUGCAGUAGAGUGUUAUUUCCGAUGUUUUUGUUAAUAAUAAUGGACAAUUAUUAAAUGAAAUAAUUAAGAAUGGUUCUAUAUGCGGCGGAUCACGGCCUCCAAGCCGAUGUAGUUUUCGUUAUCGAAGCCACCGCCGUGAAUGGGGCAUAUAUUAACGAUAUUAAAUCGAAUUAUAUUAUACCCUCCUUAGAGUACUUCAGUCAGGAUAACGUAGAUGAAACAAGUUACAUUUCCGAAAACACCAAUUCCCUUUACGGAAUUGUUACCUAUCAAGCGGCGGAUUGCCUACCCAAUCCCUGUACAAACACCUACGGGCCAUUGUCGAGCCCCGCCAAAGUUUUGGGAAUAAUCGAUAGAUUAGAAUUGAUUGGAGGUAAAGGGGAGUCUCACGCCAAUGUCGCGGAAGGCCUGGCCACCGCUCUGUGCUGUUUUGAGGACUUGUAUUCCAAGCGGGAUGCGAAUAUAACGCCUCAAAAGCAUUGUGUGUUGAUUUGCAACUCUCCACCUUACUUGUUGCCUGUACUUGAGUGUCAGCCAUAUUCGGGCAAGUCUGCAGAGCAGUUAGCCGCCGUUUUAUCCGAGAAAAACAUAAAUUUGUCCGUAAUAUCACCCAGGAAAAUUCCCCAACUGUAUAAACUGUUUGAGAAGGGGGGCGGAGAUCUGACGGCAUCGCAGACAAAGAACUAUGCUAAAGAUCCGAGACAUUUGGUGCUGCUAAAAGGAUUUAGCUUGAAAGAGAGGCCUUUGAGUCCAACCCCCGGUGCCAGCCAGUCUCAGAUACCCAACUCGACCUUGCCUGUGUCAAUGCCCAGCCCUUUAGCUGGUAACGAUAGUCCCAUCCAUAACUCCCAACAGAACCCCAAUAUCCUUGGUACCAACUCCUCUCCUGUUGUUCAAGCGGGUGUGGGGCAGAACACAGUUUACAGGCCUCCUGUUCCUACAGUUUCUGGUAUGAGAAUGAUGGGCUCAAAUCAAAUGCCCAUGGGUAUACAAUCAAUGCCUGCUCCGCCCGGUUAUCAUACAGCCUCAGUAGGUCCUAGAGCUAGCUGGCAAAUGCCACCUCCAACUCAGCAGCCGAGGCCGUAUUUGCAGCAAAACCAACAGGUAAACACGACCACUGGAAGCAGCGCUCUCAUCGCUCAACUGCAGCAACCCCCUUCAAUAUCUGGCGCCAAUGUGAAUCAGUUCGGUCAAAUGAGCACCAACUCGCCGCUGAACAAAAUAAACAUGGGUCAACCACCCAACGUCCAGACCUCGAUCGCGCAGAAUCCAGGCAUUCAAACAUCAUCGAUGGCCCAGGUGUCCCAGGCGAACGCCGUAGCCACGUCGCAAGCUCAAGCUGCGCAGCAAGUCCCGCAGCAAUUGGCGGGACGCGAGAGGCACACUAUCUGGCAGGGUAUACUCGAAUGGAUUGAGAAACCGAAAAAUAUGGCCGACCAGAAGAUCACGCGCCACGUGCCUUGCCACGUGUCGUCCAAUUCGAAAGACGGCGAGCCGGAAAUUAAAGCGGAUGGGUGGCCUCAGAAACUCAUAAUGCAGCUGAUGCCCAAGCAACUGAUUGGUACCAUUGGGGGCAGCUAUUUGAAGAACUCAAAGUCGGUGCUGUUCCACCCAAGCCCUUGCGAAGCACUCGACUCGUUGACUAGGGUGAUGAUUUCGAAUUUCGCCGGUUGCGUGCAUUUCACUAGCAAUCCCAGCCAUACCACUUGUGACAUCAAAGUGCUAAUACUGUUGUACACCCAGGAUAAAAGGGCUUAUCUAGGAUUCAUACCCAACGACCAGGUGGCGUUUGUUGACAGGCUGCGCAAGGUCAUCCAGCAGCAAAAGUCAACACAAAUGAGACCGCCGGGUAACGGAGGCCCAGUGAUGAACCCGCAAGCCGGCGCCCAGCUACCGGUGGGCGGGUCGCCACAACAGAUGGGUGCAAAUCCAGUGACGUCACAAAACAGCGGCAUCCAUAUCGCGCAGACCAACACGAUUUCAAUAGGUGGAGGGCAGAUAACCCAAAACGUCCCUCAAUCGGGUCAACCGAUGCAGUCGAUGGGUGGUAUGAUGAAUCAAAAUGUUGGACAGGGGGGAGCGAAUCAACAGCCCAUGCAGGGCGGUAUGAUGGGAGCGCCGGUACGAGCGCCGUUUGAGAACCAGCUGCAGGUGGAGCGUCAACAGAACCUUGAGAAGAUCAAUAAGCUGAAGCAGACGCUGGAGGCGGCGCAACAGCAGGAGCAGCAAUACAAGAGCCAACUGGAGAGAAUCAGUCACAUGAAGACGUCGCAUUUGCAAGAGGCGUUGCAGGUGGCGCAGCAGACGGAGAUGCAGUUUAAGAUGCUCGAGUUGAAUCAGCAGCAACAGCAGCGUAUGAUGCGACCCAUUAUGGCCAAUAACCCUGGGCUACGUCAUUUGUUGCAGCAGCAGCCUCAGUACAGGCCGCAAAUCAUGAACAUGCAGCAAAUGGGAGGCAACCAAGCCCGGGGGCAGAUGGGGCAGCAGAUGCCCGGUGGUCAAGGGGGUCAAGCCAACACCUUCGACGAGGUCCCAAACUUUGAUUUUAAUAACAUCAUGUGAAUGCUUUUCAUAACUUUUGGAUAUUUUCUCUGGAAAAUAGACCUUUCUAAUACAA